Messenger RNA from Zalophus californianus (California sea lion), 675 nucleotides. RefSeq names its product claudin 17 (gene CLDN17). The record is from RefSeq and is a predicted model, not a curated record. NCBI's taxonomy places the organism in Eukaryota, Metazoa, Chordata, Mammalia, Carnivora, Otariidae. The transcript has a single exon. Gene Ontology annotation, molecular function: structural molecule activity. Gene Ontology annotation, biological process: cell adhesion; bicellular tight junction assembly. Gene Ontology annotation, cellular component: plasma membrane; bicellular tight junction. The coding region runs from base 1 to 675 and encodes 224 amino acids.
AUGGCAUUUUAUCCCCUGCAGAUUGCUGGUCUGGUUCUUGGAUUCCUUGGCAUGGUGGGAACUCUUGCCACAACCCUUCUGCCUCAGUGGAGGGUAUCAGCUUUUAUUGGCAGCAACAUUAUUGUUUUUGAAAGGCUCUGGGAAGGGCUCUGGAUGAACUGCAUUCGACAAGCCAAGGUCCGGUUGCAGUGCAAGUUCUAUGGUUCUUUGUUGGCUCUCCCACCUGCCCUAGAAGCAGCCCGGGCCCUCAUGUGUGUGGCGGUUGCUCUCUCCUUCAUUGCUCUGCUCAUUGGCAUCUGUGGUAUGAAGCAGAUCCAGUGCACGGGCUCUAACGAGAGGGCCAAAGUGUACCUUCUGGGGACUUCUGGGGUCCUCUUCAUCCUGACUGGCAUCUUCGUUCUGAUUCCUGUGUGCUGGACAGCCAACAUCAUCAUCAGGGAUUUCUACAACCCAGCCAUCCACGUGGGUCAGAAACGAGAGCUGGGAGCAGCUCUUUUCCUUGGCUGGGCAAGCACUGCCGUCCUCUUCAUUGGAGGAGGUCUGCUCUGUGGGUUCUGCUGUUGCAACAGAAAGAAGCAAAAGCACAGAUAUCCAGCCCCUGGAUACCGUGUGCCACACACAGAGAAGCGGAGGAAUGUGACGAUGCUUAGUAAGACUUCCACCAGUUAUGUCUAA